UCGCAUACCUGAUCGGGAUCCGGAUAAGCCCUGAUUACAAUUUCCCGGAUCCAGGUGUGGGUCUCUUCCAGCAUGCAGGUAGCUUGUUGAAAUGAAAUAAGAAAUUAAAAAUAAAUCCCAUACCUCGGCGGUGCCCGAACUCCUUUUUCUCCUCUCCGAUUUACCCUAAUCCCCUUUCUCCCAGCUCCUUCUGGUGAGAUCAAUCGGCGCCGUGCUGUCCCUAAACUCGGAUUACAGCGCCAAGCGGCCAAGCCAAAACCCCCAGAUCCCAAUUCCAUCCCCGGAUCUCGAUCUCCUACCCUAGGGACGUAAAAGGAGUACGGUUGCCCGAGUAACUAUGAAGCCAAGCUCUGAACUUCGAGGAGAAAAUUCCAUGCCUAUUUGCGUGGUAUCUGAAAAACUUGUCUAACUACACAGCAGAGGAGGGUGUUUCUGGAGAGUAAAAUGCAGAAUCAAGUUGAUCAAGUAGAGAGCCAAAGCAACUUUUCUUUGUUGUACGAAUGCCAUGGAAAAUCAGCUCCAGAAGGAAGCAAAGGAUCUUUAUAUUUUGGUGAAAACUGUCUUGAGCAAAAACUUUUAGGAGAGAACAAUGAUGAACUGUGUAAUGCUAGGACCACCCAAUCUGAUUUAUCUGAUUGCAUGGCUGAUGAACCUACACCAAGGCUAAGAAAUGUUGUGAAUGCUGAUGAAAAUGCGUGUCUGCAUGGACAACAGGAGAGUUGUGAAGCAGAAGAAAAUCUGAAGCAGAAGAGCAGCACAUUACAAGACUUGUAUGCUCAAGAAUAUUAUGAUGACGAGGAUGAUGAUGAUAGUGACUGGGAACCUGCCAGUCAUUUUGUUAUCAAGAAGUGGUUUUGCGCUAACUGUACAAUGCCAAACUUUGAUGAUGUUUGUCACUGCGAUGUCUGUGGGGAGCAUAGAGAAUCAGAUUUCUUUAGAUAUGAUUUAUCCCAGUUGCAUGUUGGAGGAGAGGUGGUUAACAGCUACAAAGGUGCAGAUUCAUCCACUGAAACAUGUACAGCUAUAGGUUUUGAUGAGAGAAUGUUGCUUCAUUCUGAGGUUGAAAUGAAAUCACAUCCACACCCAGAGAGACCUGAUCGCCUGAGAGCAAUUGCAGCUAGCCUUGCUGCCGCUGGAAUAUUUCCUGGAAAAUGCACCUUCAUACCUCCUCGAGAAAUAACACAAGAAGCGCUUCUGAUGUAUGGAGCUUCUCUUUUGUUUUACCUGAGCCAAACACUGGGGCACCACCCUCCAAGAUUUGAAGUUCAAACCCAGUCCACUCCUUGGAUCAUAUCGAAGCAGUUCAACAAACGAGAGAUAUGCUUUCCAGACACAUAUGCCAAUGAACAUUCAGCAUGUGCUGCGAGACUUGCAGCAGGACUUUGUGCAGAUCUUGCUCGCACAAUUAUGUCCGGUCAUGCCAGGAAUGGUUUUGCCCUGGUUCGGCCUCCCGGGCAUCACGCAGGUAUUAAACAAGCCAUGGGUUUCUGCCUCCAUAAUAAUGCAGCAAUUGCUGCAUUAGCAGCACAGAGUGCAGGUGCCAAGAAAGUAUUAAUUGUUGAUUGGGAUGUACACCAUGGCAAUGGUACACAAGAAAUAUUUGAUGGGAACAAAUCGGUUUUAUAUGUAUCUUUACAUCGACAUGAGGGUGGAAGGUUCUAUCCUGGGACUGGAGCAGCUUAUGAGGUUGGAAUGGUGGAUGCGAAAGGAUACUCGGUGAAUAUUCCGUGGAGCUGUGGGGGUGUUGGGGAUAAUGAUUAUAUUUUUGCCUUUCAACAUGUUGUGCUUCCUAUAGCUUUAGAAUUUGCUCCUGAUAUCACCAUUAUAUCAGCAGGAUUUGAUGCAGCAAGAGGUGAUCCCCUUGGUUGUUGUGAUGUGACCCCUGCUGGUUAUGCACAGAUGACGCACAUGCUGACUGGUCUCUCACAAGGCAAAUUAUUGGUUAUCCUUGAGGGAGGCUACAAUCUCCGUUCAAUAUCAUCUUCAGCUACAGCAGUGGUUAAGGUGCUGCUCGGUGAAGAUCCUGGUUAUGAUAUGAGUAACGUUGUUCCAUCAAAAAGAAGCCUGUAUACUAUUCUGCAAGUCCUUAAAAUUCAACUGAAGUAUUGGCCGAGUUUGAAACCAAGUUAUACGGCUCUGCAGUCACAAUGGGGUUUGGUUUCUCCAAACAACAGAAACCAGAUGAAGAGGCGGCGGCGUUUAGUUGGUCCAUUAUGGUGGAGAUGGGGAAGUAAAAGGUUCGUCUAUGAGCUAUUAUAUGGCAGUUUCCGUUUGAAUGGGCGGGUGCCUGUAAAACGAAUCUGUUGAUACCAUGUGCUAUGAUGCCGUGUAAUGAUGCAUUAGUUUGAUGAUGAAGAACACGGAAUUCUUGGAUAGGUUAUCAGUGAAGACAAACUUUCCCAGAGCAAAAGUUUUUCCUGCUCUAAAUGGAAGCUAGUUGUCCAGAUUUAAACCACAGGGUUUUGCCUUUGAAUUGUGAACUUUUACUCUAGAAAGUUGUCAUCAUCAUGGUGGUGUUAAGUUAUUUCAGAGAUCAUUAGAGUUCAAUCUACUAUUGCAGGUGUUGUAGUGUAGAGCACAUGUUCUUUUUCCUUGUAAAAUAUCAAAUGGACAAGAAUUUUUGUUCUGACAAGCAUUUGCUGGUUCUCUCUAAUAAACAAAUACCAGAAGUGUCAUCAUAAACAGGUGACCGAAAA
This is a messenger RNA of Elaeis guineensis (African oil palm), 2696 nucleotides long. Its product is annotated as histone deacetylase 15. Gene Ontology annotation, molecular function: histone deacetylase activity. Lineage: Eukaryota; Viridiplantae; Streptophyta; Magnoliopsida; Arecales; Arecaceae. Gene Ontology annotation, biological process: epigenetic regulation of gene expression. The record is from RefSeq and is a predicted model, not a curated record. Gene Ontology annotation, cellular component: histone deacetylase complex; cytoplasm.